GGUGAGGGAGGCGGGCACUUCCUGUGUCAUGGCGCUGAAGAACAGCUUUUGAGUUCAUUGCUGAGAGCCCCCACGUGACUGGACCACUCUUUCCUGUGACUUCUGCUGGCUGCAACCUGCAUUGCAAGGAUUCUGGGAGCCUUUCACGCGCACAAUGCAAGUUGCCUGUUUAAAAUACAAGUUACCUCAAGGAUUUAAGAAUUGCUUUUCAAGAUUUCACUUUGUUUUUCAUUUAUCAUUAAUAUAUAUAGAGAAAGAUCCAUAGAACCAUUGAUGGAGGAGGCAGUGACUGUGGAGGAUGUAACCGUGAACUUCACCAUAGAGGAGUGGGCUCUGCUGAAUCCAUCCCAAAGGAAGCUCUACAGAGAUGUGAUGUGGGAAACAUUUAUGAAUAUAAAUGCUAUAGGAAGGACUUGGGAUGACCAGCAAAUUGAAGAAGAAUAUGAAACUUGCUCAAAAAGUCUAAGAAAUGAAGAGGUACCACAAUGCUAUCAAUAUAAAACUUGUAAUCAACAAGAAAACAUACUCCUUUGGACUUCAGAUGCUAAUAUGGACAUGCAACAAGCUAUGUUAAAGCCAGCCAAAAGUCUUAUAUAUGGAGAGCCCCUGUUUGUGAUUUUAUCAUUAAAUGUGCCCAUCUUACCUCAUCCUGAAGAGAAGCCACAUGAGAAUUUGGAAUUUGAAAACAAACUGAGUAAUGAAUAUGGACAAACCUACAGUGAUUUCCAGAAGCAUGCCAGGACAAAGAAUGGAGAGAAACCCUAUCAACAUGAGCAGUAUGAGAAAUCCUACUCUGAACUUAGUGAAAGAACUCACCUUGCAGAGAUUACUUUUGAUCAGAAAAGUCUGAAAGCCUCCAAUGCCUUCAAUGGUAUUGCAUUCCAUGAAAGGAUUCACACUGAAAAGAUACCAUAUGUAUACAUACAAAAUGAAAAAACUUUCAGUACUCAAAGUUGUACAAUUCCUGAAAGGAUUCACAUGGAGCAGAAACCCUAUAUAUACAUACAAUGUGGAAAUGCAUUCACUACAAAGACUUAUCUUAAUAUACAUGAAAAUACUCACACAGUGGUAAAACCUUAUGUGUGCCACCUCUGUGGGAAGGCAUUCUCUACACGCCGAUAUUGUCAAAGACAUGAAAGAACUCACUUGGGGGAGAAACCUUAUGUGUGCAAGCAAUGUGGGAAGGCAUUCACUACAAAUAGAAGUUGUCAAAUACAUGAAAAAAUUCACAGUGGGGAAAAACCUUAUGUAUGUAAGCUCUGUGGAAAGGCAUUUGCUGUACUCCAAUCUUGUCUAAGACAUGAAAGAAGUCAUACUGGGGAAAAACCUUAUGUGUGCAGGCAAUGUGGGAAGGCAUUCACUGUACCCAGUAAUUGUCGGAUACAUGAAAGAACUCACACUGGGGUGAAACCUUUUGUGUGCAAGCAAUGUGGGAAGGCAUUCACUACAAAUAGAAAUUGUCAAAUACAUGAAAGAACUCACAGUGGGGAGAAACCUUAUGUGUGUAAGCUCUGUGGAAAGGCAUUUGCUGUACUCCAAUCUUAUCUAAGACAUGAAAGAACUCAUACUGGGGAGAAACCUUAUGUGUGCAAGCAAUGUGGGAAGGCAUUUGCUAUACACAGUAAUUGUCGGAUACAUGAACGAACUCACACUGGGGUGAAACCUUAUGUGUGCAAGCAAUGUGGGAAAGCAUUCAGUACAAAGAUUUAUUGUAACAUACAUGAAAGAGCUCAUACUGGGGAGAAACCUUAUGUGUGCAAACAGUGUGGAAAGGCAUUUACUACAUACAAGAAUUGUCGGAUACAUGAAAGAGCUCACACUGGGGUGAAACCUUAUGUGUGUAAGCAAUGUGGGAAAGCAUUCAAUACAAAAAUUUAUUGUAACCUACAUGAAAGAACCCAUACUGGGGAGAAACCUUAUAUGUGUAAGCAUUGUGGAAAGGCAUUCACUACAAAAAAAGAUUGUCAAAUACAUGAAAGAAUUCACACUGGGGAGAAACCUUAUAUGUGCAAGCAGUGUGGAAAAACAUUCCAUACAAGAAAAUACUGUAAAAGACAUGAAAGAACUCACACAGGGGAGAAACCUUAUGUGUGCGAGCAAUGUGGAAAAGCAUUCACAGCAAGGAGUAAUUAUAAAAAACAUAAACAAAGUCACACAGGAGAGAAACCAUAUGUGUGCAAGCAGUGUGGAAAGACAUUCACUACGAAGUAUUCUUGUAACAACCAUGAAAGUACUCACACAGGGGAAAAACCUUUUGUGUGCAAGCACUGUGGAAAAACAUUCCCUACAAAAAAUUACUGUAAAAGACAUGAAAGGACUCACACUGGGGAGAAACCAUAUGUGUGCAAGCAAUGUGGAAAGGCUUUCACUACACGCCACUAUUGUAAAAUACAUGAAACAACCCACACUGGAGAGCAACCUUAUAUAUGUAAGCAAUGUGGAAAAGCAUUCUCUACAAAGAUUUACUGUAAAAGGCAUGAAAGAAGUCACACUGGGGAGAAACCGUAUGUGUGCAAGCAGUGUGGAAAGGCAUUCACUUCACGUCAGUAUUGUCAAAUACAUGAAAUUAUUCACAGUGGGGAGAAACCUUAUGUGUGUAAGCAAUGUGGAAAAGCAUUUGCUACAAAGUAUUAUUAUAGAAGACAUGAAAGAAGUCAUACUGGGAAGAAACUUUAGUUCAAGCAAUGUGGGAAUGAAUUUACUAUAAUGAAUUCUUAUGCAUGAAAAAACUUACACAGGGUAGAAACCUUAUUUGUGCAGGCACUGUGGGAAGGCAUUCACUGCACAUCAGUAUUCACAAGUACAUAGAAACACAGAAGCAGAAAUAUGCACAUAAGCUAUGUGGCAAAAGAAUUGCUAGUAAGUCCUCAUUUUAUAUACAUGGAUCUCUGGUGUGGAACCCUGUAUGUGUAUAUACAGUGCAAGGGAAGCAUUCAUGAAUGCAUUUUUAUCACCUACAUAAAGUCACACUAGAGAGUAACACUAUAUAUGUAAUCUUAUUUUGAAAAGCUUGUCAAAAUUCCUCAUGUGGAGACCUGUACACAUGUAAGUAAAAAAUUUCUUGUCAAUAUUUCUUAAGUUUUCCAGAAAAUACUCUCCCAGAUGGAGAUCUAGAGGUUUUUUUUCUUUGUUUUUCAGUAAAUAACUUGAAAAUAUCUGAGCUGUGUAUUUGUAGUCUUUGCUGAAAAUCAUACUGACAUAUUUUUGUGUAAACCAUUGUCUUUCAACUUAAUAUAUUGUAUCUUCUAAUAAAACAAGAUGAAUUGAAAUGUAUUUCUCACUUCCAAGUAGGAUUAGUAUUUAUGUAGUUUUGAUUUUGUUUUGCUUUUACUAUGGGGAGGUAUAGGUUGCUAAAAGUAAAGUUUUAUUAGUAGGAUUUAAUGAGUAGUGGGGAUUGAGCUCACGAUCUUACACUUGCCAGGCAGGUGCUUAUGCCACUCUGCUAAAUUCCUGGCUCUAGGUUUUUAUUUUUGUAAUCCAUUUUAUUUCAAGGAGAAAAGAAAACAAGAGAAGAAAAACAAAGUUUCAAACACAUCAGUCAGGGAAAUUAAUGGUUUUUUUAAUGGACUUUCCCAAUACCAUUGAUCGUAAGUUUCUUGAUGUAUACAUUUCAUAUUCUAUAUACAAAAACAUAAUUUGAUGUAUAUUUGUCAGCAUGUGAACAUGUAUUUUCAUUAAAGUUCAUUUGUUUACACGCAA
Molecule: messenger RNA, 3699 nt
Organism: Cavia porcellus (domestic guinea pig)
Lineage: Eukaryota; Metazoa; Chordata; Mammalia; Rodentia; Caviidae
Product: zinc finger protein 791-like
Exons: 5
Coding region: 274-2676 (800 amino acids)
Biological process (GO): regulation of transcription by RNA polymerase II
Cellular component (GO): nucleus
Molecular function (GO): RNA polymerase II cis-regulatory region sequence-specific DNA binding; DNA-binding transcription factor activity, RNA polymerase II-specific
Source: RefSeq, a predicted model, not a curated record